Molecule: messenger RNA, 291 nt
Organism: Ramularia collo-cygni
Lineage: Eukaryota; Fungi; Ascomycota; Dothideomycetes; Mycosphaerellales; Mycosphaerellaceae
Exons: 2
Coding region: 1-291 (96 amino acids)
Source: RefSeq, a predicted model, not a curated record
AUGGUAUAUAUUAAUGCCACGGUCGGCCACUCUGCUUCUCUUUCCACAGCCAAACCAUCAAGGUCAUCAUCACAAAGCUUCACCAACACCACACCACUUCAAACCAAAAACCAACAAACCAUCCAAUCAAAAUGGGUCCAUGCAACUGCAACUCCGGCUGCUCCUGCGCCAGCAAGGAAAGCUGCAACUGCAAGUAAAUGCAACGACACGAUAUGUCUGAAUCAGACCGAGAAUGAGGGAAUGCCAUGUCAAUGUCCGCUCCAUUCCCAUUCGACGAUGAUUGCAGCAUAG